Theileria annulata is the source of this 507-nucleotide messenger RNA. Its product is annotated as protein tyrosine phosphatase, putative. The transcript has a single exon. Gene Ontology annotation, biological process: protein dephosphorylation. The record is from RefSeq and is a predicted model, not a curated record. Lineage: Eukaryota; Apicomplexa; Aconoidasida; Piroplasmida; Theileriidae. Bases 1 to 507 code for a protein of 168 amino acids. Gene Ontology annotation, cellular component: nucleus. Gene Ontology annotation, molecular function: protein tyrosine/serine/threonine phosphatase activity.
AUGUCAUCUCACAGUUAUGUUCUGAAUAAGCCGACUCGGAUCGAGUACCAGAAGCUAAAGAUCUUAAUUUUGGACGCACCGAACAACUCUAACCUGAAACUGUACAUAAAAGAAAUGCUGGAGUUUGGCGUAACCUGUCUGGUUAGGACCUGCGAGUCAAACUACAACGACCAACUCCUUCUGGACAACAAAAUCGAAGUCCGAGAUCUGUUCUUCAAUGAUGGAGACCCGCCACCCUACGAAAUUGUCACACGCUGGCUUGAACUUAUACACCAAUGCCUGGAGACUAACUCAGCUAUAGCAGUACACUGCGUCGCAGGCCUGGGACGCGCACCCGUGCUCGCUUGCAUUGCACUAGUUGAGUACGGCAUGCAACCACUCGACGCUAUUUGCUUUGUUCGUGACCGCAGAAAAGGCGCAAUCAACCGCAGACAGCUUGAGUUUCUCAAAACGUACAAGAAACAACGAAGACGCAAUUACAGAUGCCUCACCUGCACUGUCAUGUAA